UUGUAUUAUUUUUAGUAUCAAAAAAAGUUCGAACUUCAUAUUUCCUGAUUCCUGCAGUCCAGUUUAGUUAUGUCUCUCCUCCUCAUAUCAACUUUGUUUCUAAUUUUUUCACUCUCAUCAAUAUGUAAUUCUGAUGAGAAAAAUUGGCUUGAUCGAUGUGACAUCAAUAGAAUGAAAGAAAUGCCUCCUGAAAUACCCUCUGCUACUUCCAUUCCUUAUACAACAACAACAAAGAAGAAGGGCUUACCAUGGUUGAGUAAAAAGAAAGGUUUCCGUUUUAGACCAAUGGCUAAUGAGAAAGAUAUACUUGGAAUAUUAAGAGAAAAGCUUUUAGAAGAUUCGAAUUCAAGAGUUAGGGAGGAGGAGAACUCUGCAGAACUGGAAGCUCGGUAUUGGCGAUGGUUCACUUCUUAUGAAUCUUAUAAGGACUAUAUUGAAACAUUGGGAGUAUAAAAGAAUUAUGUCUUUUAUAUUUUCUUUAAGUUCUGCUAUCGAAACAACACUAUGUACAUACAAAUUAUAUUGAAUAUAAAUAAUUUUGAAAUGUUUUGGAACAGUAGGUAUCAUGCUUUUGCAAUGUUUAAUGAACCUCAUAAUCCUUAUUAUAAUAAUCACCACAAAUAAAAAGUACUGUCACAUAUGAGGUUUCAUCGAUGUGCGAAAUUCAGUCCAAAAACAAAUAAUUUAAACUUCAAUAUGUUCUUUAUAUUCUGCUAUUGACAAACAACACUUUAUAUAUCAUGAUUAUAAUGAAUAUUAAAAUUGUUUAAUACA
Molecule: messenger RNA, 774 nt
Organism: Harmonia axyridis
Lineage: Eukaryota; Metazoa; Arthropoda; Insecta; Coleoptera; Coccinellidae
Exons: 3
Coding region: 70-453 (127 amino acids)
Source: RefSeq, a predicted model, not a curated record